AUGGCUAAAAAUUCUAGAACCAAUGAGUCCAUUUCGCUUAAAUAUACUUCAUUUGGAUUAAAAAAGUCCAAAGAGGAAGAUAAUUAUACCGAAGACGACAUGAUGAAUGCACCGCUAUUAUCGGAUAACUCUGGUAAUGAAGGAACUUCAGUGAUUGAUGAAGCAUCCAACGAUGAGAAUUUAGAAAGUAUCGAAAGUAUCAUAGUGAUGAGAAUGCCACAAGAUGGUGGAUCGGUGUUCUCUAGUUUUUUGAAUAUGGCGAAUAGUAUUAUUGGUGCUGGUCUUCCGUAUUCUUUCCUAGAAGCUGGGAUAUUUACGGGAAUGAUAUUAUUAGUUGUUCUUACCAUAGCAGUAGACUGGACAAUUAGACUUUUAGUACUGAAUGCAAAAUUAUCUGGAAGAAGUACUUAUCAAGACAUAAUGCACUUUUGUUUUGGAAGAAGUGCUAAAUCAAAUUCUGAUUACAUAAUACUUAUGAUCAGUGUGAACUCUCGUUACCCAGGGAUGUGUGCUUUUUGCGUCAUUAUAGGUGAUACGAUUCCUGAGGUCAUAAAAUCUAUCUUUCCCGACAUUUCCAAAUUGGCUAAAGCAAGUGGUUUGGCCUUGAUCUCUAUGGUCAUUAUUGUAGUUUGUGUUACUAUAGAGGGUCCUUUAGUAGACUCAUCUCGCAGAGGCUCAGAGAAAGGAAAAUGGGAUUUUAUACAUCCAGAAGUUUUUCAGCCCACUAUGAGUCGGUUUGCAGCAGUUACUCAUUUAUCAACUUUUGUAUCCAUGGUAGCAUGCAUGUUAAUGGCAUUAACUGGAUAUUUAGUAUUCACUGAUAAAACGCAAGGUAACAUUCUGAACAACUUUCCAGGCGAUGAUGUUAUUAUAAACGUAGCUCGCUUUUGUUUUGGAUUCAAUAUUAUUCCGAUUCUAAUG
Racocetra persica is the source of this 921-nucleotide messenger RNA. NCBI's taxonomy places the organism in Eukaryota, Fungi, Glomeromycota, Glomeromycetes, Diversisporales, Gigasporaceae. The record is from the annotation of a GenBank genome assembly.